AAAAAAAAAAAAAAAAGUUUAUCACCAAUCUGGUAGAAAAACAAAAACCUCAACAACGUUUUCUUUGCCACCAAUCCUUCCUUGAUUAGUUGACAUUUUUUUUGUCCCAUGUGAAUGAAUCAUAGAAAAACCAAACCUCAAAUUCUGAUUUCUAAAAUAUUCUUCAGAUACGAAAUUCGUUUGUUUUGAUUUUUAAGAGAAUAAUCAUCAAAUUGAAGAAGAUGAGGAUGGAUGAAGAAGUUUUUUUCACCAUGUUCAAGAUAGGGAAAAUAGGUUUGGUGAAAAAGUUGAUUGUCAUUGCUAUGAUGGCUAUGUUUGUUGCAGAUGCAGUUGAUACAAAUGAUGUUUAUCUUCCAUGUGAAGAUGCUAAAGUUCAGAAAGGAGAUGGCUUUACCUUUGGCAUUGCAUUUGCGGACAAGCAAUCUUUCACCCCAGAUAGUGGUCCACAGCUUUCGCCUUGUGACUCUCGUCUUAGCCUCGCAGGCAAAGCACAACUUGUUGUGUUUAGGCCAAUGGUCGAUGAAAUCUCCCUACUUACCGUUAACAGGAGCAGCUCAGACUCGGGCACAUAUAUGGUUGCGUUUGCUGGACAGAAAUAUGCAGCAAGAUCACUACCAAUCAUGCUUGCCGACGACAGUCACACGAUUACCAGUUUCACUUUGGUUCUUGAAUUUCAAGACGGAACCCUUCAAAACUUGUUUUGGAAGAGUUUCGGCUGUGAUGCAUGUCCCAGUGGAAGUAUUUGCCUGAAUAAUCAAGACUGUGCAGUGCCAAACACAGAGUGUCAAAAGAAUGGCGACACUGCUUGCAAGAUUGGCAUACAGUUGGCAUUCUCAGGGAUUGACAAGAAUCUUGAUGCUCUAAAUUCUUGGUAUGAAGUGAAAAAUCUACGGCAGUACUCCCUCUACGGUCUAUUCUCCGAUCUUCGUAAUUCUAUUAUAGGGGCCAUAUGACAAGUUUUUUUAAGUUUCUUUAAGUCUAGCUUAUAUGCAUAGAGACUGUACCCAUUUAUCCCUUCUUUGUGAGAGUUUGAUUCUCUUCCAACAACUUGGCUAUUUCUAUUUAGUCUAAGGUUAUUGGUUAUUGGUUAUUGAUUGGGGUAUUCCAGUUAACAAGAAAUGCUAUUAUUUCGAUCCUACAAUGAG
This is a messenger RNA of Medicago truncatula (barrel medic), 1145 nucleotides long. RefSeq lists its product as uncharacterized. The transcript has 4 exons. Lineage: Eukaryota; Viridiplantae; Streptophyta; Magnoliopsida; Fabales; Fabaceae. Gene Ontology annotation, cellular component: cytosol. Gene Ontology annotation, biological process: protein histidyl modification to diphthamide. Bases 222 to 953 code for a protein of 243 amino acids. Gene Ontology annotation, molecular function: metal ion binding. The record is from RefSeq and is a predicted model, not a curated record.